UCCGGAUGCGCCUGCCCUCGGGGACCCGGGACAGAGCCUGGAGAAAGUGUGCUGCCACGGGGUGUUGCCUUUCCGCCCUUCCGCGGAAAACACCAUCGAGUGGAGAUGCGAGUAAUGGGAGAGAAGAGAACUCUGUAGCAUGGAAAUGGGUGGACUGCUCAUUCCUGCGUCUGAGAGUGGACCACGUGUGUGUCGGUCGUGUGGUGACAUGGCCCAGGGCAAUAAUUAUGGGCAGACCAGCAAUGGGGUGGCAGAUGAGUCACCCAACAUGCUGGUGUACAGAAAGAUGGAAGACGUCAUAGCCCGCAUGCAAGAUGAAAAAAAUGGAAUUCCUAUUCGUACUGUCAAAAGCUUCCUUUCCAAGAUACCUAGUGUCUUCUCUGGGUCAGACAUUGUUCAGUGGUUAAUAAAGAACUUAACCAUAGAAGAUCCAGUGGAGGCGCUCCAUUUGGGAACACUGAUGUCUGCCCACGGCUACUUCUUUCCGAUCUCAGACCACGUCCUCACGCUCAAGGAUGAUGGCACCUUUUACCGAUUUCAAACACCCUAUUUUUGGCCAUCAAAUUGUUGGGAGCCAGAAAACACAGACUACGCGGUUUACCUCUGUAAGAGAACAAUGCAAAACAAGGCAAGGCUGGAGCUAGCUGACUAUGAAGCUGAGAGCUUGGCCAGGCUGCAGAGGGCAUUUGCCCGGAAGUGGGAGUUCAUUUUUAUGCAAGCAGAGGCACAAGCGAAAGUGGACAAGAAGAGAGACAAGAUUGAAAGAAAGAUCCUCGAUAGUCAAGAGAGAGCAUUCUGGGACGUCCACAGGCCGGUGCCUGGAUGUGUAAAUACCACAGAAGUGGACAUCAAGAAGUCAUCCAGAAUGAGAAAUCCGCACAAAACACGGAAGUCUGUCUAUGGUUUACAAAAUGAUAUUAGAAGUCACAGUCCUACCCACACACCCACACCGGAAAGUAAACCUGCAACAGAAGAUGAGUUACAACAACAGAUAAAAUAUUGGCAAAUACAGUUAGAUAGACAUAGGUUAAAAAUGUCGAAAGUUGCUGACAGUCUGCUAAGUUACACGGAACAGUAUGUAGAAUAUGACCCAUUUCUUGUGCCCCCUGACCCUUCUAACCCGUGGCUGUCCGAUGAUACUACCUUCUGGGAACUUGAAGCAAGCAAAGAACCAAGUCAGCAGAGGGUAAAACGGUGGGGUUUCGGCAUGGAUGAAGCAUUGAAAGAUCCAGUUGGGAGAGAACAGUUCCUUAAAUUUCUAGAAUCAGAAUUCAGCUCAGAAAAUUUAAGAUUCUGGCUAGCAGUGGAGGACCUGAAGAAAAGGCCUAUUAGAGAAGUCCCCUCUCGAGUUCAGGAAAUUUGGCAAGAAUUUCUGGCUCCAGGAGCCCCCAGUGCCAUUAACUUGGAUUCUAAGAGCUAUGACAAAACCACACAGAAUGUGAAGGAGCCCGGACGAUACACAUUCGAGGAUGCUCAGGAGCACAUUUACAAACUGAUGAAAAGUGAUUCAUAUCCACGCUUUAUAAGAUCCAGUGCCUAUCAGGAGCUUCUACAGGCAAAGAAAAAGAUGAUCAUGCUUCAUAACGGCUUUUAGAUGCUGUCUUCAUGUUUCAUAUUAGUCUUCUGUAUGUCUAGUUUAAGGAAAUAAAAAAUUACAAUAAAGACUUGAAAAGAAUAAUGUCAUCAGAUUAGAGACUUAGAGAGGAUUUUCUUUGUCCACUAAGGCAGAAUGUAUAUCUGGGGCUCUAUGCCCCAUAACUAAAAAUAGACUCAUUUUUUUCAAUGAUGGUUGCCAAAAGGCAAUAAUAUUUGCUUUCAGAUAUUUUCAUUUAGCAUUUAUUCUCUGCCACUUUGUGUCCCUGCAAUGAGGUUUCAUACCUAAGAUGACAGCCAAGCAUAUGUUGGAAGAGCUGCAAUAGAUCCUGUUGUUCAGUUAAUGUUUAUAAUCAAAGGCUCACCGUUGAUGACACCUUAUUUAAUCAGUGUAAAAGUGGAAACUCUGGAUGUAAACAUCGGCGUCACUUAUUAUUUUCUGAUGUUGAAAUAAUCCAUAGCUUCUUGAAAUGCUGAGAUGAAGUUGUAAUUAUUUGUCAUUAACGAUUAUCAUUUAAGCUAAUGGGAUUUUUAAAAGUCCAUUGACUUUGCAACUAGAAAUAGAUACGCCAUAGCGCCAUUGUCCCUGUACAGCAGCCCCCUAGCCUCAUGGGGCUGUAUAAAUUUAAAUUUAAACUUAAUUAAGAUUAUAUAAAAUUCUAACCAAGUUUCAAACACUCAGUGGCCACAGCGAAAGACUUCUGAAAUGUUAGACAGGACAGCAUGACAUCGCCAUGCUCUCAGAAACUUCUCCUGGAUAGCAGUGCUCUGCAGAAUUCGCGAUAUCAUGGAUAGAAAUCUAGUCCCAGUAUAAAACUAUGAGGAAAUUCUGAAGCUAAGCCACUAAACUUUCAAAUAUUUGGGCUUUGAUAAUGUCGACAUAGGAGUUCCCGUCGUGGCUCAGUGGAAACGAAUCUGAC
This is a messenger RNA of Sus scrofa (pig), 2513 nucleotides long. RefSeq names its product regulator of G protein signaling 7 (gene RGS7). Gene Ontology annotation, cellular component: plasma membrane; neuron projection; cytoplasm. The record is from RefSeq and is a predicted model, not a curated record. Gene Ontology annotation, molecular function: GTPase activator activity. NCBI's taxonomy places the organism in Eukaryota, Metazoa, Chordata, Mammalia, Artiodactyla, Suidae. Gene Ontology annotation, biological process: regulation of G protein-coupled receptor signaling pathway; G protein-coupled receptor signaling pathway; intracellular signal transduction.